This is a messenger RNA of Cottoperca gobio, 2356 nucleotides long. RefSeq names its product OX-2 membrane glycoprotein-like. Gene Ontology annotation, molecular function: cell-cell adhesion mediator activity. Gene Ontology annotation, cellular component: cell surface; axon; neuronal cell body. The coding region runs from base 617 to 1495 and encodes 292 amino acids. Gene Ontology annotation, biological process: heterotypic cell-cell adhesion; negative regulation of neuroinflammatory response. The transcript is spliced from 7 exons. The record is from RefSeq and is a predicted model, not a curated record. NCBI's taxonomy places the organism in Eukaryota, Metazoa, Chordata, Actinopteri, Perciformes, Bovichtidae.
UCGUCAUAUUGGCCAACCAAGAGCCACGAAGAAGCUUCCUCGGACAGACUCAUAAGAUUGUUCCCUGUUUGGUAGUAAUCCUACACUGUAACUUGUUUUUCACAUGUGGAACAUUUGUAAUUAUUUUCCGGGAAGUACUCUCAAACCAAUGUGAUAAAACUGAGGACGGCUAAGUGGCUGAGUGGCUGAGUGGCAGUGGAAAUGGUAAUAGAGCCAUUAUGGGAUAUUUACACUUUCAAGACCUGACUGGGACAUGAAUUGGAAUUGGAGUGUUCUUAGAGAUUUAGAAAAAUACGAUGAAGUCUUCUUUAGCUUUAGCAGGCUGGAGCAACCCGUCGGGUGUCACAUUACAUACUAUGUUACAGGAAAUGAUUUAAAUCUUGACACCCGGGGCAGCAUGGGGGACUUCUACUUCUGCUCUGGGAUUUUUUUUACCACUUGAGAUUACUGGAGUUGUUGUACAUUCAGUACAGUUGUACAAUAAUAAUAAUAUGAUGCAAACAAACCAGGAGAAAUCCCCUUCCUUUCUCUCAUCAGUUUCGUUUCUGUGCAGCACUAUAAAAAAGAGUGCUCAGAGGUUAAACUGAAAGUAUUCUCAGCACAACAGUAGAAGAAGAUGUUGCUGAUCCUGAUACUAACUGGUUUGCUGUUUAAAGCGUCCUCGUCGCAGAUCACGGGUUCUGGAAAUACAACAGCUGAUUACGGCCGGGAUGCGCACUAUGCGUGCGCAGUAGCCAACCCGACAGGUGUGCUCCAGGUCACAUGGCAAAGACUUUUUAAUGAUCAGUCCAUCGUGAAUUUGGCGACCUACAAUGAGCAGUUUGGACAACAAGUAAAUAAUCCUUACAGGGGGAAAGUCAUCUUCACAGAGGCGACUCUCGGCUCCACAUCCAUCACUCUCGCUAACGUCACAUGGGGGGAUGAAAGCUGUUAUAUUUGCUCUUUCAACGUGUAUCCUGAGGGGACCCAGAGAAAGCAGACUUGCCUCAAGGUCCAAGGGAUAUCCAAGUUUAAAACGGAAGUGCAUGUCACCAGCACUGAGGAUGAGGAAGAAGACUAUGUGAAGGCUGUGUUCAGCUGCUCUGCUACAGGAAAACCAGCUCCAACCAUUCAGUGGGACGUCUCACCUGGCACCAUCCACACACACCAACUGCAGACUACUAUAGCAAGAAAUGGAGACCGCACAUUUACCAGCAGCAGCAACAUCACUCUGAAAAUACAUCCAGAGUGGGAGGGACAUGUGGACUGUCUGCUGAACACUGGAGUGAUAGGACAAAGACGGGAGAGGAUGAUUUAUUUACCUGUCUUGAAGGAAGAAGAAGAGACAGGGAAAGGACUGUCUUCUUCCGGGAUUGUGCUUGUGAUCACUGCUGUAAUGUUAAUUUCUUUCAUCGUUAUUGUUGCUGUGAUGAGGCGAGCAAGCAGGUUAAAUGGGUCCAGAAGAAAUGAAAAUGACACAAAAAUCUGCAUUUCUUUUUUGCAUCUAAACUUUUGAGGUAUUAGUUUUUAAGCUAAAAGCUGCGAUCCAAGAUCUACAGACCUUUUAUUUUGAAUGUCAUUAUUCAGCACUUUCACUGUUUAUGGAGCUACAAGCAAAGCACAUUAGUGUUACAUACGUGGUUUACAAAGAGUCUACAUUUCAGAUGAAUUAAUUACAUGUAGAAGCUUUUAAGCUGUUAACUGCACUCUUAUUCAGAGUUAUAGUGACUGCAACAUAAAGUGUGCUUCAGGGUAAUCUAACAUGCAGAUUGCAAGCAUGACAAACUGUUUUGGUGAAAACAAGGAAAUGUCAUGUGAGCUUAUAGCGCCAUCUAGUGAGCUUUGUGGGGAAAACAGAAAGUAGGAAGAAGAUCACGAGCUCUCACCAAGGAAUAUAAUAGAUUUCAAUGUGUUAAUUGUUUGCAGAAAAUUAGAACUAUUAUUUAAAUAAGUGACAUUUUGACAUUUUAAGCAACCAGGUGAUUAUUUUAUUCCAAAAUAUGCAUAUUUAUAUCUUUAUGUAUCUAUAAUGAUAAAUAAUAUAUUACAUAACAUAUAAGUGAGUUUGUACUUUGCACUUUUCUUGCAGUUUUGCACUUUAAUGUUUGUGUCCUCAUUUUAUUUAUUGCCCGAUUAACUGUAUGUUUGUAACCGUGGUAAAGAGCCUACUGUAUGUGUAGUAGUAUUGUUGUAUAUUAAUGUGAUAACUCAUCCCUGUCAAAUGCUGGAUUAUUCAACUGUGGUGUGAUUUAUGGGAGGAGUUUCGAAGGAUACUCCUUUAGUCGAUGUGUUUAAUUAUUUAUUGUCUGACUCAUUCCUUAUAUUCAUUUUAUUUUUUGAUUAUUUAAUAAAACAAGGAAUGUUUUAAGUGACUUUA